Molecule: messenger RNA, 900 nt
Organism: Thlaspi arvense
Lineage: Eukaryota; Viridiplantae; Streptophyta; Magnoliopsida; Brassicales; Brassicaceae
Source: the annotation of a GenBank genome assembly
GUCGUAUUUUGUUUCUUCGGAAGUUGGCAAAGAAUCGCCAGAUCCUCGACUCUCUCUUGCUACGUUCAACUACGAUUUCAAACUACAGUUACCAAGAUGGCGUACGAACUAACUGAGCAAAAAAAAGUUGGGUUGGGCCUGUUUGGUUUUGGUCUAUCUUUUACAUUCCUCGGCGUCAUCUUGUACUUCGACAGAGGUUUGCUUGCUCUAGGAAACUUAUUUUGGUUGAUAGGCGUUGGCCUUUUACUUGGUUGGCAAUCAACUUGGGGACUAUUCACCAACGUCAAUAACUUGAGGGGAACCGUCUGUUUCGUCCUUGGAAUCUUUCUUAUAUUUGUGCGUUGGCCGAUAAUUGGCAUUGCCCUGGAGAUCUACGGUUGCAUUGUCCUAUUUGGCGGAUUUUGGUCGACAGUAAAGGCAUUUCUGUCCCAGAUUCCUUUUGUUGGAUGGAUAAUACAGUAUCCUAUCAUGGUUCUUGAGCAACUUAUACGAGGUUCUCGUUGAAAAAAGAUCCAUCUCAAUCUCAUUGCUCUUCAGCCUCUUCACCAGAUCAAAACCUCUCCAUUGUUCCAAAACAGCGGCUGCUCGCUUUUUUCUUCUUCUUCUUUUAGAAACAGAAUCAAAUCCGUUUGCUUUCUUCUUCUUCUUUUGGGAUAUGACAGAGACUUUGCUCUGUUAUGUCUAAAAUCUUUGCUCUGUUUCACAUUUCUUAAAUCGUUUUAUAUAUAUAUCCAAGAAGAAAAAGUAGUUUAUCCUUAAAAUGACUUGUCUAAUCGUUAAACAGAUGUAUCCUGUAUGUAUAUAACUCCAGUCUUGGGCCAACUCAUCUUGAUCAUGUAACGUGUGAAUAAUAAUAUUUUAUUGGUAACAAGCCAACAAUACAAUAUUUAUCUAAUAAAC